Cooperia oncophora is the source of this 339-nucleotide messenger RNA. The record is from the annotation of a GenBank genome assembly. Lineage: Eukaryota; Metazoa; Nematoda; Chromadorea; Rhabditida; Trichostrongylidae.
AUGCCUUCUCUGCGAGUCGCCGUCUGUCUUCUGGUUUGCGCUUGCGCAGCUUUUGCCUUCCAAUGUUACUCUGGUCAAACCACAUCAAAUAGUCACCCAAGCAGCACAACGGAUUGCACUGGUUCAUAUUGCACAAAAAUCGCUGUCAAAACAGAUAGUGAGACAACGUACAACUAUGGAUGCGAUAUGACAAAAGUUUGUGCUAAAGAAGGCUGCUACUCUGGUGUUAGUGGAGCUCAAGUUUGCUGUUGCGGAUCAAAUCUUUGCAAUUCAUCCACGAAGCUCUCAGGGCUCUUUGCACUCGCUCCAAUAGCUUUAAUAAAAAUCCUUGCUUUCUGA